Messenger RNA from Cadophora gregata, 1335 nucleotides. RefSeq lists its product as uncharacterized. Gene Ontology annotation, cellular component: mitochondrion. Bases 1 to 1335 code for a protein of 444 amino acids. The transcript is spliced from 4 exons. The record is from RefSeq and is a predicted model, not a curated record. Gene Ontology annotation, biological process: protein phosphorylation; regulation of glucose metabolic process. Lineage: Eukaryota; Fungi; Ascomycota; Leotiomycetes; Helotiales; Ploettnerulaceae. Gene Ontology annotation, molecular function: pyruvate dehydrogenase (acetyl-transferring) kinase activity.
AUGUCGUGGAAGAAGUCUGAGAGGUUGAUGGAUACCAUCAAGCACUACUCUGGCUUCCCUGCAACCGGCGUGAGCUUAAGACAGAUGGUCCAAUUCGGCGAGCGGCCAUCAACAGGAACCCUUUUUCGUGCCUCUCAAUUCUUGUCCGAAGAGCUGCCAAUACGACUCGCCCACAGAGUACAAGAGCUUGGAGAUCUGCCAGAUGGAUUGAAUGAGAUGCCAUCAAUAAAGAGAGUCCAAGACUGGUAUGCACAGUCUUUCGAGGAGAUAACAACACUCCCACGACCGCAACUUUCGAAAGAUGUACGAGACCGACUCAUGAAACCUUCUAAGCACCAUGGCAGAUCCUCCAAAAUCCUCACGGAAGCCACACAGAACCCGAGCGUAGAGAAAGGCCAGUACACCUCUUCGCCUUGGCAACAAAAUGGAAAUGGGAAUGGUAAUGGAGGAGACUCAAAGAAGGGAGCUGCAUCGGCAAGACGCUACUUUGCAACUGUGGAGGAUAGUACCGACUGGCCACCUGAGCUCCAUGACUACAAUCAAAGAUUUGCGGAUACCUUGAAUACCAUUAAACGGCGGCACGAUGGUGUUGUAACGACUGUUGCACAGGGUAUCUUGGAAUAUAAGCGCAAACGGCAACGCAUGCAGAUCGACAAUAACAUUCAAUCAUUUUUGGACCGGUUUUAUAUGUCACGAAUUGGGAUCCGAAUGUUGAUCGGACAGCAUAUCGCGUUGACGGAUCAGAGUCACAACAAAGACCCAACAUAUGUGGGAAUAAUUUGCACGAAGACCAAUGUUCGGGAUCUGGCCCAAGAAGCUAUUGAGAAUGCUCGAUUCGUUUGCGAAGACCACUAUGGACUAUUCGAUGCGCCUAAAGUCCAGCUCGUGUGCCCUCCAAAUCUCAACUUCAUGUACGUUCCAGGACAUCUAUCACACAUGCUCUUCGAGACAUUGAAGAACUCCCUGCGAGCGGUGGUCGAGACACAUGGACAAGACAAGGACGAAUUCCCAGUGACCAAAGUCGUGGUAGCAGAAGGAAAGGAAGACAUCACCAUCAAAAUCUCAGACGAAGGUGGUGGAAUUCCGCGCAGUGCCAUCCCUCUCGUCUGGACUUAUAUGUACACUACUGUGGAUACAACGCCUAGUUUAGAUCCGGAUUUUGAUAAAAGUGAUUUCAAAGCGCCUAUGGCUGGAUUCGGGUACGGGUUACCCAUAUCGAGACUGUAUGCGCGCUAUUUUGGAGGAGAUUUGAAGUUGAUCAGUAUGGAGGGCUACGGAACAGACGUAUAUCUUCAUCUUAACCGUCUGUCGAGUUCCUCGGAACCCCUGCAAUAA